Molecule: messenger RNA, 2799 nt
Organism: Erigeron canadensis
Lineage: Eukaryota; Viridiplantae; Streptophyta; Magnoliopsida; Asterales; Asteraceae
Exons: 7
Coding region: 1-2799 (932 amino acids)
Biological process (GO): telomere maintenance; DNA repair
Molecular function (GO): DNA helicase activity
Source: RefSeq, a predicted model, not a curated record
AUGGUUGUGUUGUCCCCUGUUAUGUUUCCUGUAAUGACUUUUAUGUUGGUAUGUAUUUUGAACCUUGGUACUGAUAGGCCUGAUAUUAUAUCAAGGAUAUUCAAGAUUAAGUUGGAUCAUCUUAUUCAUGAGUUGAAAAAUGAUUGCUUAUUUGGUCCAAUAGAAGCAGCUGGACACAAGUUCCCCAUCGUCACUGAUAUCGACAGUGUAAUAAGUGUUGAGAUACCAGACAAAGAAGAAGAUCCAGAGUUAUAUGAACUUGUCAAACUGUUCAUGAUGCAUGGUCCUUGUGGAGCUGAUAACCCAAACUGUCCAUGUAUGGUAAAAAACAAAUGUACGAAGAACUUUCUUAAAAAAUUCGAAGACGAAAGCUCAAUUGACCCAGAAGGAUAUCCUAUAUAUAGACGUCGUAACAUAGGUAAUGUAGUUGAGAAGGAUGGUAAACAACUUGACAAUCGUUCAGUUGUACCCUACAACGCUACACUACUUCGAAAGUAUCAGUGCCAUAUGAAUGUUGAAUGGUGCAACCAAACUGGUUUUAUCAAAUAUUUGUUCAAAUACAUCAACAAAGGACCUGAUAGAGUAACAGCUUCUGUUUAUCAAACAAAUAUUAAAGACUCUGCUACUCGACCGAAAAAACCAGAAGACGAGGUAAAAAAUUACCUUGAUUGUAGAUAUGUAUCUGCUUGUGAAGCGGCUUGGAGAAUUUUUGCAUUUGACAUACAUUAUAGGCAUCCACUUGUUCAAUGGAUGGCAACAAACGCAAGAGACAAAUUUGCUCGAACUUUGAAAUAUGUAGACUUUCCAAAGCAUUAUGUUUGGUUACGUGAUAAGAGAAUUUGGAAAAGAAGGGACUACUCUUAUACUUCCAUUGGAAGAAUAACUUAUGUUCCAAUUGCGCUUGGUGAUAUCUACUACCUCAGAAUUUUAUUGAAUCAUAUUAGGGGCCCUAAAUGUUUCAAGGAUCUGAAAAAAGUGAAUGGAAAAGAUUGUAAAACAUACAAAGAAGCUUGCCAAGAGAUGGGACUAUUAGAUGAUGAUAAAAAAUAUGUUUCUGCCAUUCAGGAAGCUAGCGCAUGGGCAUCUGAAUCAUACUUGAGGAAUUUCUUGGUGAUGUUAUUGGUUUCAAACUCAGUAACACGUCCCGAUUUUUUGUGGAAUCAAACUAAGGACCUCUUAUCUGCCGACAUUUUAUUCAAUCAAAGAAGAUUAUUAAAUUGUCCAGGUUUGGUUCUUCCAGAAGCAGAAUUACAACUGAUAUGCCUUGCUGAAAUUGAACAAUUACUACUUAGUAAUGGUAGCACACUUAAGAAUUUUCCAGAAAUGCCUUAUCCAUCAGCUAAUUAUAGCUUAACUUCCGAACAACAACAAAUAUAUCAAACAGUCAUCGAAGCUGUUGCAGAGAAGGAUGGUGGUGUUUUCUUUGUAUAUGGUUAUGGUGGUACCGGAAAGACCUUCCUUUGGAAAACAAUAACAGUUGCCUUACGCUCAAGAGGUGAAAUUGUUCUCAAUGUGGCAUCCAGUGGAAUUGCUUCGCUUUUGUUAAGUGGUGGGAGAACUGCACAUUCAAGAUUUUUUAUUCCAAUCAAUGUUAACGAGAACUCCGUUUGCUCAAUUGAACCCAAUAGUGAGCUUGCAGAUUUAAUAAACAAAACCACAUUGAUCAUCUGGGAUGAAGCACCCAUGAUACACAAACAUUGUUUUGAGGCUUUGGAUAGAACCAUGAGAGACAUCUUGCGGUCAACUCAACCGAACAGUGAACACCAAGUCUUUGGUGGCAAAGUGAUCCUUUUUGGCGGUGACUUUAGACAAAUUCUACCAGUCAUACCUCAUGGUUCAAGAAGUAAUAUUGUUAAUGCCUCCUUGAACUCUUCUUAUAUUUGGCAACAUUGUAAGGUUCUUAAACUAACUGUCAAUAUGAGGUUAAGAAUCGGUGGUGACCAGACAAAUGUACAAGAAAUUACAGAAUUUGCAGACUGGAUCUUGCAACUUGGAGAGGGUUUACUGGGAGAUUCAAACGAUGGUGAAGUCGAUAUUCAAAUUCCAGAUAAUUUACUCAUACUUGAUUCAGUCAAUCCUCUUUCAAGUUUAAUCGAAUUCACAUAUCCAGAUAUACAUAACAGUUUGAAUGAUCCACUCUAUUUCCAACAAAGAGCAAUUCUCGCGCCAACUCAUGACGUAGUGAAUGAAAUAAAUGAAAGGCUUUUGGAGAUGAUGCCAGGUAGUCCGAUCGAAUAUCUUAGCUCUGAUAGCUUAGCUGAAUGUGUGGACACCACAGAUGCUGAUCAAGCUUUGUAUUCAAGUGAUGUUCUAAACAAUCUAAGAAUGUCGGGAUUACCUAAUCAUAAAUUGGUGGUCAAAGUUGGAGUUCCAGUAAUGUUACUAAGGAAUAUAGACCAGCCAAAUGGUUUGUGCAAUGGUACACGUCUUCAAGUAAUCAAACUUGGAAAGCAUGUGAUUGAAGCAAAAAUUAUAACAGGAACAAACAUUGACCAUCACACAUUAAUCUCAAGAUUGAAGAUGACUCCUUCCGAUAAAAGAAUUCCAGACAAGAUUACUCGGAAGCAGUUUCAUUUGUCGGUAUGUUUUGCCAUGACUAUAAACAAAAGUCAAGGACAAUCACUUGAUCGUGUAGGUUUGUACUUACCGCGUCCGGUUUUUAGUCAUGGCCAACUAUAUAUGGCAGUGUCAAGAGUGAAAACCAAGAAAGGAUUGAAAAUUCUCAUAACAGAUGAAGACAAGAAAGUUACGAACAAUACCACAAAUGUUGUGUACAAGGAAGUUCUUCAAAAUUUGUAA